Corapipo altera (White-ruffed manakin) is the source of this 1898-nucleotide messenger RNA. It is a transcript of the gene SLC25A28, whose product is annotated as solute carrier family 25 member 28. The transcript has 2 exons. NCBI's taxonomy places the organism in Eukaryota, Metazoa, Chordata, Aves, Passeriformes, Pipridae. The record is from RefSeq and is a predicted model, not a curated record. Bases 782 to 1315 code for a protein of 177 amino acids. Gene Ontology annotation, molecular function: ferrous iron transmembrane transporter activity. Gene Ontology annotation, biological process: iron import into the mitochondrion. Gene Ontology annotation, cellular component: mitochondrial membrane.
GGUGUGGCGGUCAGGAGGCUCGGUCCCGGUGCGGGGUCGGGGUGCCGUGGUUGUCCUAAAGCCCUGUGCUUUCUCCAGCCACGAGCCACAGCCGCACGGCGCCGGGCAGGGGAAGCACUGCUCCUGUGCCCGCUGGAGCUGCUGCCAGGUAUCUGGCAUGGAGCAGGUCGGUGGCCCUGGCCCAGGAGGAUGCCGGUGGAUGAGAGCUUCCUGCAGACAAGCCGGGACUGGCCGUGGCCCCGUGGGUUGGCAGUGCCAGAGCUCACCUCAGGAGUGCCACGUGGGUUUGGAGCCUGUCUCGCCAUGGUGCCUGUUCUGUCUCAAGGAGCUGCCACAGUAGGGAGAGCAUGGGGCUGAGGGGAGAGCAGGGCACAUUCUACCCUUGGCAGGCACGUAGCAGAGUGCUAUGUUGGGCUGCUCCUGCACGGGACAUGGGGACACCAUCCUAAGGGCCCCUGCCAUCUGGUGGCAUUGUCCUGUCCCUCAAGGAGUGGACCCAAGGAGUCCCAGUCAGCCCACGGGACUUGACAGCCUGUCACAACCCUCUGCCUCUCCUGAUCUCUCUCCGGGUGGGAACCACUGAGGACCAGCCUGCCUUUUGGAGGGGAGAUGGAGGCUGCUUUCAGAUCUCACCCUCUUUCAAGGGCCUCCUGUACUUUGGCAGGGGACUUGGGGCUGUGGUGGAGCCCCGGGGUCCCUCACCUUUCCCCCCCUCACAUGUGGCAGUUCUUGUUUUGCAGGUGCAGCCGGGUGUGUAGCAACGUUGCUCCACGAUGCAGCCAUGAACCCUGCUGAAGUGGUCAAGCAGAGGAUGCAGAUGUACAACUCGCCUUACCAGCGUGUGAUGGACUGUGUGCGGGCUGUGUGGCGCAACGAAGGGGCCGGAGCUUUCUACCGCAGCUACACCACCCAGCUCACCAUGAACAUCCCCUUCCAAGCCAUUCACUUCAUGACCUACGAGUUCUUGCAAGAGCAGCUCAACCCCCACAGACAGUACAACCCAGGCUCCCACGUGGUCUCCGGAGCCUGUGCGGGGGCUGUCGCUGCCGCUGCCACUACGCCUUUGGACGUUUGCAAAACACUGCUCAACACCCAGGAGUCCUUGGCCCUGAGCUCCAACAUCAGCGGACACAUCACAGGCAUGGCUAAUGCCUUCAGGACGGUGUACCAAGUGGGCGGUGUGACCGCCUACUUCAGAGGGGUCCAGGCCAGAGUCAUUUAUCAGAUGCCCUCGACAGCGAUUGCCUGGUCCGUGUAUGAGUUCUUCAAAUACAUCCUCACCAAGCGCCAGGAGGAGCGUCGGGCUGGGAAGUGAGCAAGAGCCAAAUGCUGUUCCAGACCUGCCUCACAUCCCCCUCCUGGUUUGUCUUCUGACCCCUCUCCCUUUCAGUUUGGUUUGUGUUGAAGAGAGGGGGCAGUGAAGCCCUUUGGGGUUUAGCAAUGCCGUUUUUCCCCUGUGACUGUUGCAGCUCUGCUCAGGCUGCACAGCUUGCUCUCUCCCAGGGUCCUCCACGACACCCUGCUGGGAGCUGCAGCCCAGGUCACAUUCCCUCGCACUUUGGUGGAGCUGUGCUCCUGUCCUUCCCUUAACCACAAUGUCUCACACAAAGCUCACCCCUCUUCGGAGGGGAAGGUGAAUGUCCUGCCCGGCUUCUGGCAGGGCCAAGCUGAGCUCGCAGUCGCCAAGGAGGAGGUGAUGGCGGAUGCUGGGGCUUUGUCUGGCCUUUGGCUGAAGCAAAGUGUAAGCCUUGGCCGUUGUCUUGUAGCACGCACACGUGAUGCUGACUGCCGCAGUGGUGGUGGUGGUGGGUGAGGGGGAGGAUGGCACUUGAGGAGGGAGCCUGUAGGUUUGUUUUUGUUCCUGCUCUUGACACCUCCAAUAAAAACAGUUCUGCUCU